Dioszegia hungarica is the source of this 312-nucleotide messenger RNA. RefSeq names its product DASH complex subunit Dad3-domain-containing protein. Gene Ontology annotation, biological process: attachment of spindle microtubules to kinetochore. The record is from RefSeq and is a predicted model, not a curated record. The coding region runs from base 1 to 312 and encodes 103 amino acids. The transcript has 4 exons. Lineage: Eukaryota; Fungi; Basidiomycota; Tremellomycetes; Tremellales; Bulleribasidiaceae. Gene Ontology annotation, cellular component: DASH complex; mitotic spindle.
AUGUCGAGAGAAGUCAAUCCCUACGCCAACCAGGCGCAGCUGUCCCCGCUUGAGCAGGAGGUGCUUUGGGAGUAUGCGAAGCUGUCUGACAAGAUCAAGAGGAUAUCCAACCUCGCGCAGCUCACCGCGGCCUCGCCGAACGAAUCCCUCCUCGCCGAAUUGCGCAGUCUCGAGAAGAAGAUGGGUCUGGUACUGACACUCUACAAAGCCUCAGUCUGGGCCGUGAUGAUGGAGCAGCAAGCUGCCGAAGAAGAGGCGCAGCAGGGACAGCACAUGGACAACUCGUCCGAAUACAGCGGCAACUAUGCGUAG